Molecule: messenger RNA, 1382 nt
Organism: Ruditapes philippinarum (Manila clam)
Lineage: Eukaryota; Metazoa; Mollusca; Bivalvia; Venerida; Veneridae
Product: QRFP-like peptide receptor
Exons: 3
Biological process (GO): G protein-coupled receptor signaling pathway
Cellular component (GO): plasma membrane
Molecular function (GO): G protein-coupled receptor activity
Source: RefSeq, a predicted model, not a curated record
UUCGCUAUCGGAGUUGCUUGAACCAUUUAAAAUACCUUUGUCUGCUUAAAGAUUAUUAUAGUAUUUUAUUGUCAUUUACUUAUGUAAGAUAUAUAUUAUGGAAAUGCAUGAACAUAGAUAUCUAGAUACUAAAUAUGUGGCAGAAAACUUGUCUAAUAUUUCGGUGAAUAACUUGAAACAAAAUGACAGUGAAAUGAAUAUUCCUUUAUAUAUUUAUAUUAUUGUUAGUAUCGUGAAUACAGUUAUAUUUAUUGUGGGAACGUUCGGAAACAUUCUUGUGAUAAUAGUAGUACUUAGAGUUCGAGAAAUGCGGACACCAACAAAUGUUUUCUUGCUAAACUUAAGUGUUGCUGAUGUUUUAGUAUUGCUGGUUUGUCAACCUGCUGGCCUCACAGAAUUCUUUGGAAAAGACAGAUGGUUUCUUGGUGGAAUAAUGUGUAAACUUGUACCGUUCAUGGAAAAUGGCGUCCUGCACGUCUCUAUACUUACAAUGAUAGCGGUAACGUUAGAAAGAUACGUCGUCCUAUGCCAUCCGUUGAAACGUAAAAUGUUUUAUACUGUUUCUUCUACAAUCAAAAUUGUAAUCAUUAUCUGGAUCAUUGGACUUACAUUGACCUCGCCAUUUUUAUUCAUGACAGAACAGGAAGACGCACGAUUCUUCGAUGGGAGUCCUAUAAAAGUUUGUCGAACGAAAGUAAAUGAGACAUGGCGUUAUAUCUAUACAGUUAUGAUCACUGUCAUUUUCUUUCUGUUACCAUUUCUUGUUCUUGUUGGAAUUUAUUCUAAAAUUAUAAAACAAUUAACUUCAGACACAUUACAAUCGUUGACGAAGAACGAUAAGUCAGCGUUCAACAUACUACGCUCAAGGAAACAGGUGGUUAAAAUGCUUAUUAUAAUAAUUGUUUUAUUUUUUGUAACAUUAUUUCCUAUACGUUCAAUAACACUAUGGUUGAUAUUCACACCAAGCAAUGACGUUACCAAGAUUGGACUGGAAGCGUUUCUGAAUCUUAUAUCUUGGACAAGGAUCCUCAUGUAUGUCAACAGCGCGUCUAAUCCAGUCAUUUAUAGUUUAAUGUCGACAAAGUUCCAGAGAGCGUUCAAAAAAGUCUUAAGACGGAAUACGGAAAAUCGUUACACAGCUACAAUGUCGGCAAGAUUCAACUGUAACAAAAACGUUCAAAGACAAGUUCCGGUGUACAAACAGACAAAUGAUGACGGCAUAGGAGAUAUUGAUAACAUUCGAAAUGAAAAUCAAAUACUUGUAAUCAAGUUGGUUAUUGUACCCACGGUUGAAUUUCUGGCUCAUUGUCAGGGAAACAACAGAAAAAGAGAAGCUCAGCAUAUUAAGUUAGAACACGAAGAAAUGAAUCAUGCACAGCCAG